Molecule: messenger RNA, 1224 nt
Organism: Plenodomus lingam JN3
Lineage: Eukaryota; Fungi; Ascomycota; Dothideomycetes; Pleosporales; Leptosphaeriaceae
Source: RefSeq, a predicted model, not a curated record
AUGGCGGUCUGCACGAAACCCGACAUCGCUCUUACCGAUCUACUGAGUGGACGGUUCGCCACGAUCCAAGAGAACUUACACCAAUAUCUGAAUAGCGCAAACCUUGUGAUGCUGCGCGGGACAUCGAAAAGGCUCCGCGCCGAGAUCGACAAGUACUGUAAUUUCAAUAUUGAUGCGAGACUCAAUGUGCUGUUCAAAGAACCGAAAGCAUUCCGUAACUUGCAAGCACAUUGCGACGCUAUAAUUGCCGGUCCAUUUGCGAGCUAUUUCUUCACACGAGCCUCCAAAACUCAUGGUAAAAGGGUGAUCGUACUCAUAUUUGCGGAACAACAUCCCCUUCUCUUGCAUGAAUAUCUUCAACAGGAGGGAUACUCGGAGCAGGCCUUUGAGAUGGCCGAUAGACUCGUGGAGAGGUACGGGCCGAGAUCAUAUGUCAAGAUUGGAAACGAAUCUGUACAGAUCAGAACGCAUUACCACCCUCGACAUCCAGGUGUUCAAGACUUCCUCCAAGCAUUCGUCUACAGUACCAACGAUAUGGCAGUUAUCACAUGGAACAAGGCCUACCACCUCUUACCCCACUGCACAUUUGUCAAGAGAAAGUCAUACCUACUCGCUACACCAUCGUUCUCUCUGUCGAAAAUGCUUCGCCGCCAAGCUAUGCUAGGCCUCCAAAUAUGUAGCUUGCAUCUGGAUCAAUUCGAUUAUGAUCCUCCGUAUGACUUGCAGCUACUCACCUGGCCACGGUCAAUUCGGGAUAAAUACACAUGGAUCAUGGACCUGGACACCACUGGAGUUACCCCGUCUAAAACGCCAGAUUAUGUUUUGGAAUCCACCACUUUCCGUAUUCGCCUUCCAAGGCUCAGUGAGCUGCCUAGGCCUCAAUUUCCGAUCAAUCAUUACAGAUUAUGCAACUUCUAUAUAUUGCACUAUCCUGUAACUCGACAUAAAUACAUCGUCGAUUUCAUGCCAGGACGCAGAAACCGGCCAAGUCCUUCGGACGAUCCCAAACUCACCUUGUUAGCCAAUCGUCUUCAUGAUUUCACGGUCAUCGAACUUUUGAAGAUGGACUCGAGCCUCCUGCCUUCCCGGGCUAAUGAUGUUAUCAUGGGAUUGAUGGAUGCCAGGGAUCUUGAAGACUUUGUGCAACCGCCGAAUUGGAACUUCUACGAUCACAUGGUUGAGCAACGUCUCGCUGAGAUUCAUGAGCAGCGAACGAGUUGGUGA